GCGGUCGUCGUGCCUCGUCGGGCUGUUAGUUAUUACUGUUGUUGAUUUUGUUUUUGUUUUUGCAUACGUCGUGCGUGUCAGUUUUAUACGUGUGUGAAUUUAAUUUACGUUAAAAAGAACACGAAGAAAUAACAAACGCGAUAAAGACAACUAAAUUAAAAAGCUUAUGUAAUUUAUGCGCGGUUUCUACCACAGAGAGCUGAAGGGAAUUGUUUUGACAAUUAAAUACUCCAGAUCUUGGCUUAAGUCAAGCAUAAACCAGUUUUUCUUCGAUGUACGUACAUUUGCGCCUUUUUGUUUACUUUACUGUUUUUCAAGUGCUCGAGAAUUGAGCAAGUGGUCAAAACCCCUUUCAGUGGACGCAGGAAAAUUCGUGAGUUCAAUAAACUCUAUAGCCCGGAUCACAGAUAACCUGUGCAAUUAUUUUGCGGCUUGCUUAGUCCAAAAGUGCAAGAAAUUGUUCGGGUAUUAAAUGCAUUUCUGAUAAGCUGUCGCCGUCGCUACGAGCGCUUUAAUUACCGUUAAAACAAAGAGAGUGGAAGACAGAGAGACACUAAGAAUUGAAAACAACCACAUGUUGAGUCGAAGCUCGUGCAAUUCUCAAAUGAAUAAAUAUACUAUACAAACCUAUCUCGUUAUUGUAUACAAACAAACACAUUCCGGCCGAAAUAGUUAGACAAAACACUUGGCCAGAAACAACUCCAAUCAACGCUGAGCGUGCGCCACAACCAACCGCGCGUAGAUAAAGCGAGUGCGAAUGACCUUGAGGGAGUGAGUGUGUGCGCGUGUGUGUGUGUGUGUUGAUAAAAUAUACAAAGCAAGUCAGACAAUAACAUUGACAUCCAGCCAGCAAUUUUUCAAAGUCCAAAGAGCAAUAACACACGCACAUAAGUGGCAGCUUCAGCCUCCCAACCGCCCCCAUUUGCAUGGCCACUAGCGUCAUACAUCCCGUUGUCUCAACUUCAGCCGGUCGCUGCAGCCCCUGCGAUCCCUUGACCACGCCUAUUCCCAAAACGCUUUCGAGCGGAGACAAGAGUUCGUGCAGCACGACGAGCUGCGCUUGCCUGGACUGUCACAAACAGAGCCCAAACCGUUCACUACCGUUCCACUUCUACACCCACGCCCAGUGGACGGGCUCCACAGUUAAGGGCAGCUGCUCCAACUCGAUUGGUGGCGACGGCGACGGUGACGGCGACAACAAUAGCUGGCCUGAGGAGCACAAGCAUCGACCGCUGAGCGCCGAUUCAUUGGGUAUACUUGGUGCCAAAAAGUCGCCCAUAUUUGGACGCCGGCUGAAGCAACAGAAGCCAUCAACUUUGGUGCCCCAAGAACAAGAGUUCUUCUCGUUACGCAGUUUGGCGCCAAUCUACACGGAGCGGAAGCCACAAAUCGAUCUCAGCGCUGUGGAGGCUGCAGCAACAAACAUGCCGGGGGCACGUACAAAUAUGGACAUCAAUCGGAAUAAUGGUUAUCUGCAUAAUGGGAUGGAAAACACUAAUCGAGUCAAAUUAAUGGCGUACAUCAAGUUGUUCCGUCAACAAACUAAUAUAAACUCAUAA
Scaptodrosophila lebanonensis is the source of this 1559-nucleotide messenger RNA. RefSeq lists its product as uncharacterized. Bases 927 to 1559 code for a protein of 210 amino acids. The record is from RefSeq and is a predicted model, not a curated record. NCBI's taxonomy places the organism in Eukaryota, Metazoa, Arthropoda, Insecta, Diptera, Drosophilidae. The transcript is spliced from 2 exons.